AUGUUUGACCACGUCGCCCUCUCAGUCCCGCAGGACAAGUACCCUGCAGUCGUCGACUUUUACAUUGCCGCUCUCGCACCGCUCGGCUACGAGAAGCUCAUCUCCAUGUUUGACGACAAGCUCGUCGCUCUAGGCGACAAGAACAGCCCCAUGGCGAACAGGGCGGAUUUUUGGCUGUCGGGCAUGGUCGAGUCGGCGGUGGCGGACAAGAUUUACGCACACUGGGCUUUUGCAGCUGACGGCGAGAUAUGUGAUGUGUUUUUAGAGCGCAGCAAGGUAGACGCAUUUUACGAAAAGGCUUUGGCUGCGGGCGGCAAGGACAAUGGAGCGCCGGGUCCUCGGCCGCAUUUUGGUCCUCAUUACUACGCUGCGUUUGUAAUUGAUCCGAUGGGCAACAAUGUCGAAGUUGUGUGUCGCAAAGAGUAG
Messenger RNA from Beauveria bassiana ARSEF 2860, 426 nucleotides. RefSeq names its product glyoxalase/bleomycin resistance protein/dioxygenase. NCBI's taxonomy places the organism in Eukaryota, Fungi, Ascomycota, Sordariomycetes, Hypocreales, Cordycipitaceae. The transcript is spliced from 2 exons. The coding region runs from base 1 to 426 and encodes 141 amino acids. The record is from RefSeq and is a predicted model, not a curated record.